Gaeumannomyces tritici R3-111a-1 is the source of this 3059-nucleotide messenger RNA. RefSeq names its product isocitrate dehydrogenase. The transcript has 2 exons. The record is from RefSeq and is a predicted model, not a curated record. Bases 955 to 2346 code for a protein of 463 amino acids. Gene Ontology annotation, molecular function: magnesium ion binding; NAD binding; isocitrate dehydrogenase (NADP+) activity. NCBI's taxonomy places the organism in Eukaryota, Fungi, Ascomycota, Sordariomycetes, Magnaporthales, Magnaporthaceae. Gene Ontology annotation, biological process: isocitrate metabolic process. Gene Ontology annotation, cellular component: mitochondrion.
UUUUUUUUUUUUUUUUUUUUUCUGGCCCGACAUCACCACCGUCACCACCGUCAUCAUCGGCGUCACAGGAGCACUCACUGCUCAAGGAACGAGUUGUAUCAUGGAGGGCGGAUGAUUUCCCUCCCCGCAAGCUUGAAUUACCGCAUCUAGACCGGACGCAAGUGUUGUGUGACUCUGGUACACACUUCAACCGAGCUCUGGGUCAAGAAUCCCGGCCGGCACGUUUGGCAUGAUGGAUGGCCCCUUCCCCUCACCCGUGCCGCGCCUGCCCCUCUUUCCCCCAGAUUCGUGGCUUUUGUCGGCUUUGUUGGAAGAGCCAAUUGAGGCCCCCCCCCUUUUUUUUUUGACUGGUUCUUGAGCUUUACUCGCGAAUGGCUUCAUAAAUACCGCAAAAAGAAAAGAAAAAGAAACAGUCGCGACUUGCUCUAACGCUCCCCUAGUAUCCCUUACAUAUUCAGUUUACUCCGAUAUCAGGACCUCGCUCGCAAGGACCCAUCCAUGCCCCCAUUGACGUCUUAGCCGGCCCCGCUGCGCUAGGAUCUGGGGACAUAUCGCUCGCAGCGAGAGGGGAAAGAGCUCCACGCCUUGCUGGGGUGCGAAUCGCCGAAGUCGCGGGUUCGAAAGUGGGCUGCUUGUGAAUAUCGCAACAGACUAAAACCCUGCCGAGCGCUGGUUUUGUCUGUGGCUCGCACUAGGGAAGCCCUCGCUCACUUCAAAGCGUAUCCCGUGCGAGGUGAUUUGCUGCUUGCUUGCUGCCGCCACCGCUGCUGCUGCUAUAUCGCCUUGCUGUUACUGGUCCUUAGGUGCGCCGAGCGCAUCCACCCCCCCUCCCGAGACUCUCGAGUCGCGAGAAGAACCGAUAUCUUCCCGGCAUUAUUCCGCUAGCCAGACAGCGCAUCCCCCUAAAGAAACCCGCUGGUUAUAAUAUACAAGGCAGGUGUCUUACCUCGGCCCAUGAUGCGUCCCGCCGCCUCCCGAGUGUUCGGCCAGUCCGCGCUCCUGGCCCGCCAGCAGCUCCUCGCCCGCCCUCACCAGCCCCUCGCCGCCGCCGCCGCCCGACUGUACCUGCCCCCGCUGGCGAGCACCACGCGCACGCGCACCAUGGCCACCGCCGCAAAGAUCAAGGUCAAGAACCCCGUCGUCGAGCUCGACGGGGACGAGAUGACGCGCAUCAUCUGGCAGUCCAUCAAGGACAAGUUCAUCCACCCCUACCUCGACAUCGACCUCAAGUACUACGACCUGGGCCUGCCGUACCGCGACCAGACCGACGACCAGGUCACGCUCGACGCCGCCGAGGCCAUCAAGAAGUACUCGGUCGGCGUCAAGUGCGCCACCAUCACGCCCGACGAGGCCCGCGUCGAAGAGUUCAAGCUCAAGAAGAUGUGGCUGUCGCCCAACGGCACCAUCCGCAACGCCCUGGGCGGCACCGUCUUCCGCGAGCCCAUCGUCAUCCCCCGCAUCCCCCGCCUCGUCUCGUGCUGGAAGAAGCCCAUCAUCAUCGGCCGCCACGCCUUUGGCGACCAGUACCGCGCCAAGGACCUGGUAGUCCCCGGCCCGGGCAGGCUGACCAUGACCUACACUCCUGCAGGCGGUGGCAAGCCCGAGGAGAUCGAGGUCUUUGAGUUCAAGAACGGCGGUGGCAUCGCCCAGACCCAGUACAACACGGACGAGAGCAUCACGGGCUUCGCCCACUCGAGCUUCAAGCUGGCGCUCACAAAGGGCCUGCCGCUGUACAUGAGCACCAAGAACACCAUCCUCAAGAAAUACGACGGCCGCUUCAAGGAUAUCUUCCAGGAGCUGUACGACACAAAGUACAAGCCCGAGUUCGAGGCCAAUGGCAUCUGGUACGAGCACCGCCUGAUCGACGACAUGGUCGCCCAGAUGAUUAAGAGCACCGGCGGCUACAUCAUGGCCCUGAAGAACUACGACGGCGACGUGCAGUCCGACAUCGUCGCCCAGGGCUUCGGCUCCCUGGGCCUCAUGACGUCUGUGCUCAUCACGCCCGACGGCAAGACGUUCGAGUCGGAGGCCGCCCACGGCACCGUGACGCGCCACUACCGCGAGCACCAGAAGGGCAAGGAGACGUCGACCAACCCCAUCGCCUCCAUCUUCGCCUGGACCCGCGGCCUCGUCCAGCGCGGCACCCUCGACGGCACCCCCGAUGUCGUCGCCUUCGCCGAGAGCCUCGAGAAGGCCUGCAUCGACACGGUCGACGUCGACGGCAUCAUGACCAAGGACCUCGCCCUCGCCUGCGGCAAGACGGCCCGCGGGGACUACGUCACCACCAACGAGUACCUCGACGCCGUCGAGAGGCGGAUGAAGUCGAUCCUCAAGGAGAAGCUGUAAAAAGCGGGCUGCUGGGCCGAUUUGGAAGAGAACGGGUAGUUCGGGUGAGCCACUCGAGUAAAAUCUUGGGUGGCAAGAGGGACGCGAGAGCCCCCUUUUUGUUUGCCCUUGUUCUUGUUCGCUGCAAAAGCAUGGUCUUUGUCGGCUUUACCCCAACAAACCCGACGACCAAUCCCACCCGCAGCUGGGCUUAACCCAAAAAUCCUGCCCCCCAGCAUCAUCUCGGGCUAGCGCACUCCGCACUCACGCCAGCCAUGACAACGUGCGGGAAGCAGGUUUCUGCAUUGAAUGGCAAAUCCCACCUAUGAAAGGAAUGGGGUGGUCAGAAAGAAUAUUCCUGGCUUGUUUUUUGGUUUGUUUCUUUCUUUCUUUUCUUUUCGAUGUUAAACUGGGGGAAAAAAGGAAAGACUUGCUUGGAUAUUUCUCACUGCAUAGGUUCCAGCUCCCGCCAGCCGAUCUUGUUGGAUACAUAUCGGGGCCCAUCCGUGUCGCUACGAGGCUUGGGGCUGGACAGAGAUUCUUGUAAAUAGGAUCGAGACGCUGUCGUGGUGUACGUAUCAAAGUAGUACAUACAAGCAUUUCAUAUGCCUGCUAGGCCGAUAGGAUACAAAAAGCGCUGAAUGUUCCUGUAGAGGGCACAUGGAAAAAGAAAUCGCUACAGGCAGCAGAAAGCGUGGAUGGCUAAACGUUGAUUAAUGGAGCAGGCCUAUCCA